AUGCUACACACCCUAAUUACCCACUUAGUCAACCCCUUAGCCUAUAUAGUACCAGUACUUCUAGCAGUGGCCUUUCUAACACUUCUUGAACGAAAAGUGCUAGGAUAUAUACAACUACGAAAAGGCCCAAACGUAGUAGGCCCCUACGGACUACUACAACCCAUUGCCGACGGACUAAAACUCUUCACUAAAGAGCCCGUCCGCCCAUCUACAUCAUCCCCAUUCCUAUUUUUAGCCGCUCCAGUACUCGCACUGACCCUAGCCAUGACCUUAUGAGCACCAAUACCCAUACCCCACCCAGUAACCGAUCUCAACCUAGGAAUCCUAUUUAUUCUGGCCCUAUCAAGCCUUGCAGUAUACUCAACUUUAGGAUCAGGCUGAGCAUCAAAUUCAAAAUACGCAUUAAUUGGGGCUUUACGGGCCGUGGCUCAAACAAUCUCGUAUGAAGUUAGCCUCGGACUAAUCCUUCUAUCCGUAAUUAUCUUCUCGGGGGGGUAUACACUACAAACGUUUAACAUCACCCAAGAAGGUAUUUGAUUACUUGUCCCCGCCUGACCUUUAGCCGCAAUAUGAUACAUCUCAACACUAGCCGAAACAAACCGAGCACCUUUUGAUUUAACAGAAGGAGAAUCAGAACUAGUAUCCGGCUUCAACGUAGAAUAUGCAGGAGGGCCCUUCGCACUAUUCUUCCUCGCCGAAUAUGCCAACAUUCUUCUAAUAAAUACACUAUCGGCCGUCCUAUUUUUAGGGGCCUCACAUAUUCCAAGCGUCCCAGAACUCACCACAAUUAACCUUAUAACUAAGGCUGCACUACUAUCCGUCAUAUUCCUGUGAGUACGAGCCUCGUACCCCCGGUUCCGAUAUGACCAACUAAUGCACCUAGUAUGAAAAAGCUUCCUUCCCCUUACACUCGCCUUCGUACUGUGACAUACUGCCCUACCAAUCGCACUGGCAGGACUCCCCCCACAACUGUA
Messenger RNA from Sinocyclocheilus grahami, 974 nucleotides. The record is from the annotation of a RefSeq genome assembly. Lineage: Eukaryota; Metazoa; Chordata; Actinopteri; Cypriniformes; Cyprinidae.